AUGUCUGCUGAUCAGAAAAGAGCUAAUGGACACGCCCAACGUGUUGCCCGUAUUAGCAAAGCAGCUGAUAUAUUGAAAAAUGAUGGAGAAUAUGCGAACUUAGAUCCCAUUGGAUCUGGCACUUAUGGCCGAGUGUAUAAAAUUGCUUCUUCAUUUACUAAAUUGGAAUGGGCCGCAAAGUUUGUGCCUUUUGAGAUCGCAUCAAGGAAUGAAGUUGAAUUGUGGCCAAAACUUAACCAUCCUAACUUAGUUUCUCUCAAGAGCAUACUGAAGUUGCCAAAUCCGAAAGUCUUUAUUUUCAUCAUGCCGCUUUAUCGGAUGACAUUGCACUUGGCAAUUCAGGAUGCAGAAUUCCGUUGUAAAAGCGGAGCACUUAAAAGUGUCAAAUCUUGGAUGAAAGAUAUGCUUCGUGGCCUAGAAUACCUUCACCUAAAUGAUAUGUGCCACUUGGACCUGAAGCUUGAUAAUAUACUGAUUUCGGAGAGCAAUACUGCCCUAUUGGCUGACUUUACCUUUUUAUGGGAUGCUAAAAAGGCUCUUAAGAAGAGCAAUAUUGGAUUGCCACGUGUGUACAAACCCCCUGAAGUUUUCAUAGAGGGUCAUGAACUUGACGGAUUUAGUGUAGACAUGUGGGGGUUUGGUUGCAUGGUGGUGGAACUAUGUACCUACUUUGGAAUCUCGAGAGCGACUGCCAAUAUUCAAGAAAACACGGAAAGUACAGAAAUUCACGCUGCUGUGCUUAACGUGCUGAAGGAACAAAAUUUCAAGCUUUUGUUGACGAGUGCGUAUGACGCUGAUAUUAUAACUGAAGCUCAGUUAAAAGUGGCUCGUACCUUCAUUCAGGAAAUAUUGAAAUCUGAAGCAUCUGAAAGGCUUCAAGCUGGAAUGGCCAUAUCGCACGAAUUCUUUAACGAACAACAUGAUAGUAGUCCACAGGACAGAGUCGUGCAAAGUUCAGCAGUGACUGAAUUAACUGAUCAGUGUAAUAUUGAAGACCACACUCGAAAUCUUAUGCCAGAGACUGGAGAUGAUAAAAAUAUGACAAUGGAGGAAAAACUAGAUCUCAUCCUCUUAAGACUCACCGAGUUGACGAAUGAAGUUAAGCAUCUCCAUAUAAGAGUGGAUGGUAUGGCGCCAAAAAUGGAAGUGUUCGAAAAACUGGUGAAGCAAAAUCCAGUCGUUGAUAAGAGUUGUGAGAAGGAAACAGUCCGGAUUGAGAAUAAUGAAAUUGGCGACUGCACUUUUAUUGCGGUGCAAGAUUCGUGUGGUUACAAAACUGGAGACAAACCAGAACACUUGUCCAUGGCUCACGGCGAUGAAGCAGAGGCUGUUUCUGAAGGUGAGAAUUUUUAA
Parasteatoda tepidariorum (common house spider) is the source of this 1353-nucleotide messenger RNA. RefSeq names its product cyclin-dependent kinase 2-like. NCBI's taxonomy places the organism in Eukaryota, Metazoa, Arthropoda, Arachnida, Araneae, Theridiidae. The record is from RefSeq and is a predicted model, not a curated record.